GAGAGAGAGACAGAGACAGAGACAGAGACAGAGACACAGAGGUAGUCACCAUCACCAUCAAGUCUUCGUCUCUUUGUCUUGAGCAGCUUUUAGUAUUAACUCUUGAACAAGAGAUAUUCACAGAUUGAACUUGUACAGAAAUAAGAAUUACAAACUCAGCACAGAAACUGGUCGUGAGAACUUAUCAACAUGGACGUUCGGCUUGUGCUCGCUGUCGCUCUCCUCUUCAUCGUGACUGUGACGGCGCAAGGAAAUGUAGAAUUCUGGAGGACGACUGUCACACUGACCUGUCCAAAAGAGGGGACUUGGACCCUAGAUGAAAAAGACAAAAGCGACAUAGAAGAAAAGACCAAAGAAUACCAAUAUGAAAUCAAGCGGAACCCUCUGUCCUACUGUGAAUACAAUGAUGAUUCUGAGAAUCCUGUGAAUCCUGAGCCUAAAAUAAAAUACUUCUUCUACGUGAAGGGAAAGGUUUGUGAAAACUGCUUUGAGCUGGAAGGGACUUUGUUUUUGCUGAUCAUCAUCGUGGACGUGAUUGGGACGGCCAUAGUGAUGAUCGCGAUCUACAAGUGUGCCAAGAAGAAAGCCCCAAGCGGACCGGCGCGCCCUAAAGCUACUUCCCGCUCCGGACCGGCUCCACCCACUCCAUCGCGCGACUAUGAGCAACUGAACCCUCACACUCGCUCCCUGGAAACUUACUCCGUCGUGAACAGAACAGGAUAGAAGCCGCGUAAAAGACACGGACGAAGGCCGACGAGACGAUAAAUCAUUCUCCCAAAUGUCAAAACCAUCGAAUUUGUUGCCGUGGUACAAAAUGCUCACACAAAAUACUGAUAGGCAGCAAACGUACGAGGACCUUAGUUUGUGUGAGAGACUGCAGGUGUGAACGUGACCUUCUGAGCUUUGAGAAGGUGUCUUGAUACUUUGGGCACAAACAGAAUUGGUGAAGAAAAACGUAUGAUUCAAUAGUAUAAUAGCUCAUGUAAAUAGCUCUACAUUAGUGUUUAGUGGGAACUAAACUAGAAUAGAAUAGGAAACUUGUGACGUUAAUCGCUGAUGUUUAAUGUAUAAAUAUCUGCUGUAAUCUGAAUCAAUAAUGAAACGAUAGAGGAACCAAAGUCUCAGUUUAUUUAGAUGUACACAAUUAUAACUUCUAAUGAAAAUAACCAUAAGCCGCAGGGAUUACAAUAAAAAGUGACUUUAAUUGUUGUAUUGAGACAGUAACGCAACACUUAAUAAUUAAAACAAAACAAAAUGGUUGCUGAUUUAAAAGGAGACACAUGCUUUCUGUCGAUAAAUGUUUAUACUGAACCGUUAAUUAAUGUACUGUACAACCUGCACAAAGCCCUUGGCUCAUGGUUUGCUUUUGCUCUGUUCAUCGUGUCAUCGCGCCCGUGUCACUAAUAAAUAAACCGCAGCCAUCACA
This is a messenger RNA of Betta splendens (Siamese fighting fish), 1426 nucleotides long. Its product is annotated as T-cell surface glycoprotein CD3 epsilon chain-like. The transcript has 5 exons. Gene Ontology annotation, cellular component: external side of plasma membrane; alpha-beta T cell receptor complex. The coding region runs from base 190 to 723 and encodes 177 amino acids. Gene Ontology annotation, molecular function: transmembrane signaling receptor activity. NCBI's taxonomy places the organism in Eukaryota, Metazoa, Chordata, Actinopteri, Anabantiformes, Osphronemidae. Gene Ontology annotation, biological process: cell surface receptor signaling pathway; positive thymic T cell selection. The record is from RefSeq and is a predicted model, not a curated record.